Hypanus sabinus (Atlantic stingray) is the source of this 960-nucleotide messenger RNA. RefSeq lists its product as uncharacterized. The record is from RefSeq and is a predicted model, not a curated record. The transcript has 3 exons. NCBI's taxonomy places the organism in Eukaryota, Metazoa, Chordata, Chondrichthyes, Myliobatiformes, Dasyatidae. Bases 22 to 723 code for a protein of 233 amino acids.
UGUAGCAAAAGGCAGAGAGAAAUGGACCGGAUGGUGGACCAGUGCCAACUGAAGGCCACAUUUCCAUAUCUGGAUAACAUCACCAUCUGCGGUUAUGACUGGCAAGAUCACACCACCAACCUCCAACGAUUUUUCCAAGUGGCCAAAGCUCUGAACCUUACCUAUAACAGGGACAAGUGUGUGUUCGGAACCACCCGACUCGCUAUCCUUGGGAAAUCUGCCACCGGGACCACCCUACCGGCUUGGCUGACGUCCCCGGGGCCAGUGCUGCUCCAGAAACAUGCGAGGAGCAAUAAAUACUCCCCGCCGGUCGAGAGGGUUCACCUUCUACAUGCGAACCCCCAGUAUGUUUACGUGGUCUUACCUGAUGGGCGGGAGGACACGGUCUCCAUCUGCGACCUGGCGCCCGCAGGAGCAGCAGACCACUACCCCGAACACUCCACGGUAACUAUGAACCCUGUACCCGAGGUGACACUGCGCACACUGAGCCCUACACAGACUCCUCACGACACUCCUAUACCGGGCGUCUCGUACGCGCAUAUACCAGGCGCUUCGCACACGCAUGAGGGAUCACUGAUGCCUAGUGGGCUGACACCUCCAGUCAGGUCGGAACCAGCACGACCACCAUCUCCGGUACAAUCACCACCGGCACCUGUGCAAUCACAGCGGGUGCUAUGUAGAUCGCAGCGACAGAUUCGACCACCUGAUAGACUUAACCUGUAAAUAUACUUGUAAGAAACUUCGCCCCAUGGGGACUCUCUUUUAAAACAAAGGGUGGGGUGAAUGUGGUGAACUACAUAUACCUGUCUGGACAUGCCCCCCCGCUGACUGUUCCUGUGGCUCCUCCCACAGACCCCUGUAUAAAGGCGAUUGGAGGCACUGCUCCUCCCUCAGUCUCCAGGAUGUUGUGUGGUGGGCUCUUGCUGCUGACGGUGCUUUCUUCCAGCUAAUAAAAGUCUA